Molecule: messenger RNA, 594 nt
Organism: Myzus persicae (green peach aphid)
Lineage: Eukaryota; Metazoa; Arthropoda; Insecta; Hemiptera; Aphididae
Exons: 1
Coding region: 1-594 (197 amino acids)
Molecular function (GO): nucleic acid binding
Source: RefSeq, a predicted model, not a curated record
AUGAAUUCUGAAGUAUUCAAAUCUUGGUUCACCCAAAUGCUGAACAGCCUUGAAGAACCGUCCGUGAUAGUUAUGGAUAAUGCAUCUUAUCAUUCAACCCUCAACGAUAACUUUCCCAAAAGUAAUACGCGAAAAGCAGAUGUGCAGGCUUGGUUGACCAAAAAAAAUGUCGAUUUUUCACCAUUAGAAAAUUUAGCUGAACUUAGACAGAAAGUUAAAGCGUUAAUACCAUUUGAAAAAAAAUAUGAAUUGGAUGUAUUGGCAUUGGAAAUGGGCCACGAAGUUAUUCGACUUCCACCGUACCAUUGCCAAUACAAUCCAAUUGAGCUGAUAUGGGCCCAGGUAAAAAAUCAAGUGGCGACAAAAAAUAAAACAUGCAAAAUGGUCGAUAUAGAAAAGUUGACUCACGAAGCAUUGGAUUCGGUAACUCAACAUGAUUGGGAGAAGUGCGUGAGACAUGCAGAGGCAUUGCAAGAUGAAGACAACGAAAAAGAAAUUAUGAGAGACAGUAUGUUGGAGCCAAUCAUAUUGACUUUGUUACCUGAUGACAGCGAUUGGGGGGAGUCCAGUGACGAAGAAGGAAAUUCGGAAUAA